AUUAAUCUCAAUUAUACACGGUCCGCUUUUAAUAAUUCUUAAUAUAGAUUAUUUCCCUAUAGUCCCAACUUUGGGCCCCAUUUUCUUAAAACACUCCGCGACCGGUUAAAAUUAGUUAUAACCGGCUAAGUAAACACGUGCAACGCAUCCCUCUUAUCUUCUUCGUCGUCCACCGAUUAAACUCAUCCCUCUUAGCUUCUUCGUCGUCCACCGAAAUGAAAGGAGUACAGAGUCAAGAAAAUAGAACGGUGAACUCUUCUUCCUCUCCUCUUUUCAACCGUGACCCAAGAAAUCAACCAACGGGAUACGACGGCGAAAUGAGUUCGAUUUAUGGAUCAUCUUCAUGGGGUAGAAGGACCGAAAGCACUGGUUUUUCAAAUCAGUGCUACCACAGACUAUUUUGUGGACCUAGAAUGGUGAAAAACGGGCCAAAUACUAGGAGACAAUUUAAUGGGUGUGCAUUAUGGCCUAAAGAAGAUUGUCAUUAUUUUCAAUGGGUUGAUGAAGGAAAUCGUCCUUGCAAAGAAGACAACAUAAAUGAUAAGGAAAUGUUGUUGGAGCAUCUUUUUAGCAACA
Messenger RNA from Cuscuta europaea, 576 nucleotides. The record is from the annotation of a GenBank genome assembly. NCBI's taxonomy places the organism in Eukaryota, Viridiplantae, Streptophyta, Magnoliopsida, Solanales, Convolvulaceae.